GCUCCUGGGAGGGACAGAGAUGGUCACACCUAGUGGGUGGCACAGACCAAUGGAGAGCCCCUCAGAAGCUUCCCACAUUGGGGGCAGCCCCUGGAAGGGGCUCCUGAUCACAGCCGCUGUCCUCAGCACCUGGAUCCAGUCAGAGUCUACUCAGUCAACUAAAAUGAGAGUGGAGCCCAGCCCACCCUAUGGCAUGGUGGGGGGCAGCAUCACCUUGUCCAUCCUGGGGCUCACAGCGGAACCUACAAGAUAUACUUGGUUCAGAAACACGGCAGAUGAGGCCAACACGAUUGUGACCUACAAUGUCCAGACAAGACAGCAGACACCAUCCCAUGGUCGAGAGACUGUGUUCCACAACGGCUCUCUGCUCAUCACCAACCUCACCCUCAGUGACAGCGAUAAAUACCUAGUAACGAUUUUUUCUGCCGUUCCGGAUGGUGGGACAAAUUAUCAGUUAUCUAUUCUAAGUUCACAUUUGCAAGUCUAUGAUUCGAAUUCCAGAGGAAAGGUCACGGCUGGCAUUGUGAUUGGAGUCCUGGCUGGGGCGGCUCUAAUUGGGGCCCUCAUCUAUGUCCUGUUCAUCAGAAAGAUUAGAGGAGCUUCACAAGGGAUGCUGGGAGAUCCAGGUCCAGAAGGGAACACUCAACUAGCUCAGAAACGCAGACAGGCUCCAGAAAGUAAUAUUUACUGGCCACAAGAGUCAACUCAUUCUCCACAGGGCCUGGGCUCCACACCCACCUCCUCAGCAGCAGCCCCUGAAAAUGUGUACCAGGCACUAGAUGUUAGCAAAGUGGCCAUUUAUGACAGCUUUGAUGCCAUGAGAAAGCCUCAAACCAAGGAAGGAGGGAGAAGUCCUUAGAGAUGAUGCUACAACCUGACUUUUUCCCUUGAUUAAGUUUCCAAGGAAAAGUUUAGUCUGAACAGUUCUUGUUCCUGCUGAACUAAAAGGGAGACAACUCUCAGGUCCCUUCCAGCUGAACAAUUCUAUAAUCCUAAAUGUCGAUCUGUAACCUUGAGGAAUCUCUGCUGGGUCCAGGAGGCUGAAGUAUUGGACCACUCACUAUUCCACCAAGGGCCCCUCUACUCUGGAUCCAGGUAGUUUGGACUAGGUUCAGCCCCGAGAGACCCUGGUCUUUAAUGAGAGAGGGAAGGUAGACUACUUUUUCUCACACUCUUUGGUUCUCAAGGAACCAAUUUAUUCAUAACUUAGGUUAUGACUUAUGUACAGGUUAUCCCCCAAAGAGUGAGAAGUAGAAAGGUACUCAGUUUCCAAGAUGACUCAAGUAUGGGAAGAGUCUU
Molecule: messenger RNA, 1299 nt
Organism: Dromiciops gliroides (monito del monte)
Lineage: Eukaryota; Metazoa; Chordata; Mammalia; Microbiotheria; Microbiotheriidae
Product: carcinoembryonic antigen-related cell adhesion molecule 4-like
Exons: 8
Coding region: 20-859 (279 amino acids)
Biological process (GO): regulation of immune system process; signal transduction
Cellular component (GO): plasma membrane; cell surface
Molecular function (GO): protein tyrosine kinase binding
Source: RefSeq, a predicted model, not a curated record